AUGCCAUCUAGUCUCGGCAGUGCAUUCGGAUUUGGUGGUAGAACAAAAGCUGCUCUCCCACGAGACCAUAAUUCAAGCACAAGGCUCAACCAAUUCGCACUCGGAGGAGGCCAAGACUUUGACACAAAGAAUUUCAAAGUCAACAAAUGGACAAGAUUCAGUGCCAGAGGCUUUGAACUAUUCCUGUCUGUCAUCUUGAUGGCCAUGUUGGGCAGAACACCAGCAACAUUGAGCAACUCGAAUGAUGUGUCUGGCAUCACCUCUGCAAUGUUUGCCGUAUCAGCUAUAUCGCUAAUCGCUGCCUCGGCUGGAAUCGUACUGUACAUGGUGCCCUUUUUCAUGCAUUCGUGGACGACUCGACGUGUUCUUAUCGUCGAGAUGAGUAUAGACGCCAUUAUGUCUGGCCUCUUUGUAUGCGGAUUCAUCGCUGCCGCCGUCAAGACUUGCCAACCCGGCACAAGCUCAUGUGAUGCCAUGAACUGGGACAUUGUUUUCAUGUGUGCAGUUGGUGCAGCGUACCUGAUCUCUCUCGGUUUGGACGCCUAUUCGUUGCUCAAAGGCUUAUUCCCAAAGAGCUUUAACGACGAAAUUCAAUUGUUUGGUGCCAGAAGAGCUAGCGUUGGAAGAUAUUGA
Molecule: messenger RNA, 633 nt
Organism: Synchytrium microbalum
Lineage: Eukaryota; Fungi; Chytridiomycota; Chytridiomycetes; Synchytriales; Synchytriaceae
Exons: 5
Coding region: 1-633 (210 amino acids)
Cellular component (GO): membrane
Source: RefSeq, a predicted model, not a curated record